Acanthopagrus latus (yellowfin seabream) is the source of this 2290-nucleotide messenger RNA. RefSeq names its product transcription factor Sox-10-like. Lineage: Eukaryota; Metazoa; Chordata; Actinopteri; Spariformes; Sparidae. Gene Ontology annotation, cellular component: nucleus. Gene Ontology annotation, biological process: neural crest cell migration; negative regulation of transcription by RNA polymerase II; peripheral nervous system development. The record is from RefSeq and is a predicted model, not a curated record. The transcript is spliced from 5 exons. The coding region runs from base 481 to 1998 and encodes 505 amino acids. Gene Ontology annotation, molecular function: RNA polymerase II cis-regulatory region sequence-specific DNA binding; DNA-binding transcription factor activity, RNA polymerase II-specific.
UGUUUUGUUUUGUUUUUAUUAAUCAGUUUUCAGUGAAGUCGUGUUGUGUCUGAUCACGUCUCAAAUUCAAAAUGCACAGUGUCAUCUCCAGUUGUCUUGGAUCAGGCUGAUGAGGCUAAAGAUGUUGGUGAAGAUCAACUGACUGAAUCCUUCUCACAAGGCGCUCUUUAAGCUCCGGUGUUGCCACACAGAGCAGCCAUUCAUCGGCUCUACAGUCAGCCACACACACUCCCAUGUUGAACCACUGGACAUCUUAACUGGUGUAACCGGGUUUGCUGAAACGGAUUUCCAGCCCAGCGGUGGAAAGGAUUUGGACUCUUUUACGCAGCAGUAUGGCUUUGCCUGAGGAGAGUCAGCAAUAACCGGGAUUGUCGUCUUAUUUAAUUAUAACGAUUUAAUUACAGUGAAUAGUGUUGGACUCUCCCUGAAAAAAAAAAUUGCAUUCGAGGGUUGCCUUGUCAUUAGUUAAAGUCAAACAACAUGUCCGGCGAGGAGCACAGCCUGUCCGAGGCGGAACUGAGUCCAGGAGGGUCAGACGAUGGUCACUCGCUGUCACCCACUCAACCCGGAGCGCCACCCGGCCGGGACUCACCUCUGGCCGGGCCGCCGCAGCAGCUGGCCGCGCUCUGCGUCGGGGACGGCAGCGGGGACGACGCAGGCAGAUCCGGAGCCAAAUCAGAGGAGGAAGACGACCGCUUCCCGAUCGGCAUCAGGGAGGCGGUCAGUCAGGUGCUGGACGGAUAUGACUGGACACUUGUGCCUAUGCCGGUGCGCGUAAACAACGGGAACAAAGCGAAGCCCCACGUCAAGAGGCCCAUGAACGCCUUCAUGGUGUGGGCGCAGGCGGCGAGGAGGAAGCUGGCCGACCAGUACCCCCACCUGCACAACGCGGAGCUCAGCAAGACCCUGGGCAAACUGUGGAGGCUGCUGAACGAGAACGACAAGAGGCCAUUCAUCGAGGAGGCGGAGAGGCUGAGGAAACAGCACAAGAAGGACUACCCCGAGUACAAGUACCAGCCCCGGAGACGCAAAAACGGCAAACUGGCGCCUGCAAGUGAGUCCGAUAGCCAGGGGGAAGGGGAGGCCAGCCACUCCCAGUCACACUACAAAACCCUGCAUCUGGAGCACAAUGGCGGGGCUGGAUCUCCCCUGGGUGACCUGCACCACCACCACCAUCACCACCACCAUCCUGCUGGUAGGUGGCUCACAGGUCAGGGUCACAGCCCACCCACACCCCCCACCACCCCAAAGACAGAGCUCCAGUCUGGGAAGCUGUCAGAUGCCAAGAGGGAGGGGGGAGCAGGAGCGGCCGGAGGAUCAGGAGGGGCCAGGGGAGCCCUUGGGGUGGGAGCCGAAGGGGCAUCCGGUGGUCCAUCGUCAUCCAGCGCCAAGCCUCACAUCGACUUUGGCACCAUGGACAUCGGCGAGAUAAGCCACGAGGUGAUGUCCAACAUCGAGCCGUUUGACGUGAACGAGUUCGACCAGUACCUCCCCCCGAACGGCCACCCGCAGAGCGUGACCGGGGCUCCUUCUGCUGGAUCCUCGGCCUCAUCCUACGCCUACGCCCUGGCUGCUGCUAGUGGCCACUCCGCCUGGCUCUCCAAACAGCAGCAGCAGCCUCAGGCCUCCCCGUCUUCCUCCGACCCCUCCAAGGCCCAGAUCAAGAGCGAGUCUGCGUCUGGGAGCCACUACGCUGAGGCCUCGUCCUCUCCCUCCUCAGGCACCCACGUCACCUACACCCCGCUGAGCCUCCCUCAUUAUGGCUCUGCUUUCCCCUCGCUGGCCUCCAGGGCUCAGUUCGAGUACGGAGAGCACCAGGCCCCAGGGGCGUACUAUGCCCACUCCAGCCAGGCCCCGGGGCUGUACUCAGCCUUCUCCUACAUGGGCCCUACACAGAGGCCUCUGUACACUACCAUAGGAGACCCCUCCAGCGUGGCCCCCUCUCACAGCCCCACACACUGGGAGCAGCCUGUUUACACCACACUCACAAGACCCUGAGGGAGACCAGCUGAGCAGAGGGAAAUAUGGGAAGUGUGUGAGUGGAUCUGUGUGUCUGUACAAAUAUGUGAGUGUGUGUGUGUGUGCAUGUGUGUGUGUGUGUGUGCCCGUGCCAUAUUGAUGUUAUAUUAGAGGUUUUUACUUUUUUAGCCAUUAUAAUGCAAGACGCAUCCACGGGGGCCUUACACAGUUUAAAAAAAAAAAGAAAAAGAAAGAAACAGCCACAAACUCACACGAUGAGAAGUGUGAAUCAACAGCCAAUCAAAAAAUAAAUAAAACCUUAACAAACGUG